Molecule: messenger RNA, 1790 nt
Organism: Lactuca saligna
Lineage: Eukaryota; Viridiplantae; Streptophyta; Magnoliopsida; Asterales; Asteraceae
Source: the annotation of a GenBank genome assembly
CGUGAUUUUCCAACUAACUUACGAACAUACUCAUACCAUGUCACUCUCUGAUUAAAAAUAAUUCUAAAAGAAAUAAAGAAAACAAAAAUGGAAACCCCUUUGAGUAAUAAGGGUUUAUUCUUUAAACCACGCAAAUUCAGAUAUACACAUAUAAAUAUGAGUUAACCUUCAAACAUUGCAGAAACUUCUCAAUUUGUUCUUAAUGUUCUUGUGAAAAUCCUCUUCGAAAACCGCAUUACUCUUUUACUUCAAUCUAUUUCGUUUCGGACCUGUGGGAUUCUCUCUGUUUCUCACAGACAAUCACCAUGAAUGCUCUCGCUGCAACGACUAGGAACUUCCGUCAUGCUUGUCGUCUGAUUAACGUAGAUCAAAAGCUCGAGAUGAGUCUCUUGAUCCCUUUUAGAGAAAUCAAGGUGGAGUGCUCAAUCCCGAUGGAUGAUGGAUCAUUGGUUUCUUAUAUUGGAUUUAGAGUUCAACAUGAUAAUUCUCGUGGUCCGAUGAAAGGAGGAAUCAGAUAUCAUCCUAAGGUUAACCUUGACGAGGUCAACGCCUUGGCUCAACUAAUGACCUGGAAAACUGCUGUGAUGGACCUUCCUUACGGUGGAGCAAAGGGUGGGAUCGCAUGCACACCUAAGAACUUAACCAAGUCUGAGCUUGAACGUAUGACACGUGUCUUCACACAAAAACUUCAAGAUCUCAUCGGAACAAACAUCGACGUUCCCGCUCCAGAUAUGGGCACCAAUUCUCAGACUAUGGCUUGGAUUCUGGAUGAGUAUUCGAAAUUCCAUGGUUAUUCACCAGCUUGUGUCACCGGAAAGCCACUGGAACUUGGUGGGUCCCUUGGAAGAGAGUCUGCAACUGGGUAUGGUGUAGUUAUUUCCACGGAAGCGUUACUUAACGAACAUGGGAAGUCGAUCAAAGAUUCAACUUUUGUUAUUCAGGGUUUUGGGAAUGUGGGGUCUUGGGCUGCAAGGAUGAUUCACGAAAAAGGUGGGAAGAUUGUUGCAUUGAGUGACAUCACUGGAGCUAUAAAGAACCCAAAUGGUAUCGAUAUAGUGGAAUUGUUCAAACAUAGAGAGACAGGGGGGGACUUAAGCGAUUUCAAUGGAGGAGAAACCAUGGAUCCUGAUGAAUUGCUAUUUCAGCAAUGUGAUGUUCUGAUUCCAUGUGCCUUAGGUGGUGUUAUCACCAGUGGAAAUGCUGACGAUAUUAAAGCCCAGUUCAUCAUAGAAGCUGCAAAUCAUCCUACUGAUCCUGAAGCAGAUGAGGUUCUGUAUAACAAAGGCGUUAUAAUACUUCCAGAUAUCUAUGCAAAUGCUGGAGGUGUGACUGUUAGCUACUUUGAGUGGGUUCAGAAUAUUCAGGGGUUUAUGUGGGAGGAAAAGGUGGUGAAUAAAUUCUUGAUACAAUACAUGAGGCAAGCUUUCCGUGACAUCAAGGACAUGUGUCACACCCACAAUUGCAGCCUUAGGAUGGGAGCAUUCGCAUUGGGAGUGGAGAGGGUUGCACGUGCUACCAUCUUAAGAGGAUGGGAGGCUUAGAUUCAAUAAGACUUGCUUUUUGAGUUUCCCUUUGAAAGUUUGUUUGGUUUUAACUGUUUUUCCAUUUACAAAUAAUAACUCCUCAUCAGAACUUGAAUUCCUUGCUUUCAUUCUGAUACAUACUGUGAUGUGAUGUGAUGUGAUGUGAAUCACACAAACACACUAUUACAUAAUUGGAGUAAUACACAUAACAUUUGGUGGUCAUUUUUGGGUUAACUGCUUUGCUUUUCAAGUCCUUCUAUAUAUGAG